GCUGGAAGAUUUGUAGUCGAUAGAAAGCAUCUUCUGCUCUUCCAUUGAGUCAUGGCAUGAAGUUGGUAGAGUUUACAACAGCUGAAUAGCAUCCAGUUGAGCAGCAGAAAACGGAGGAGAAGCUCACUACUGGGUAUACAGAAUGCCUCCACAGUCAGAACCUACACAGGUUAAACCAGAAACUGGUGCCAGUGUUCCACAGCUGUUUACCUGGGAAGAGAUUGCAAUUCACUCAGGUCAGGGGUCUUCCAAGCAGGACCAAUGGCUGGUCAUCAACAGGAAGGUUUAUGAUAUCAGCAACUUCUACCGGAAGCAUCCGGGAGGAAGUCGUGUCAUCAGCCAUUUUGCAGGACAGGAUGCUACGGAUGCCUUCUCAGCUUUUCACAAGAAUGAAGCUUUGGUGAAGAAAUACUUGAGCUCACUGCUAAUUGGAGAGCUGGCACCAGAUCAACCCUGUUGUGAGCCCAGCAAAAAUGAGUCACUGUUAAAGGAUUUUCGUGAUCUCUACGUUACUGUAAGGAAGAUGGGACUCAUGAAUGCCAAUUAUCUCUUCUUUGCCCUCACAUUCCUACACAUCAUUUUGUUGGACCUUGCUGCCUGGAUCAUUAUCUACCACUUUGGAACUUCCUGGACACCUUUUAUAUUUAGUGUGAUGGCAUUUACAACUGCUCAGGUCCAGUACGGGUGGCUCCAACAUGAUCUGGGUCAUAUCUCAGUCUUCCAGAGUGCCAAAUGGAACCGAUGGUUUCACAUGGUUGUGAUGGGUCUUCUUCAGGGUGGACCACCUAGCUGGUGGAACCAUAUGCACAAUCAGCACCAUGCUAAACCCAAUUGCUACCGCAAGGACCCUGAUCUCAAUAUGCACCCUCUCCUAUUCAGCCUGGGAAAGCCACUCUCAUGGGAGCUUGGGAAAAUGAAGAAGAAAUCUUUGCCUUAUAACCACCAGCACAAGUACUUCAGCGUGGUUGCUCCAGGUGCAAUUGUCCCUUUCUUUCAACUGAUUACCUUCUACUUCGUAUACACAAGGAAAAAAUGGUUGGAGCUUCUUUUCAUGUUGAUCUUCUAUGUCCGCGUCUCUCUCAUGUAUAUUCCUUUGAUGGGAUUUAAGACCUUCAUGGCACACUACUGGAUGGCCAGGUUCCUGCAAGCUUGUUGGUUCAUCUGGGUUACACAAAUGAACCACAUCCCAAUGCACAUCGACUAUGACAAGAAUAUGGACUGGGUCUCGGCUCAGCUGGCAGCAACGUGUAAUGUGGAACAGUCUUGGUUCAAUGACUGGUAUACUGGCCACUUGAAUUUCCAGAUUGAACACCAUCUUUUUCCCAUGAUGCCUCGACACAACUACUGGAAGGUGGCCCCCCUGGUGAAAUCCCUCUGUGCCAAGCAUGGUGUUGAUUACCAAUGCAAGUCACUGCUUACUGCCUUUGGAGACAUUUUACACUGUCUAAAGGAGUCAGGAGACACCUGGCUUGAAGCCUAUUUACAUGCAUAAGAAAAAGGCAGAUCUUCAAGAAAGGACAAUCUUUUUUCAUGCUGCUGCUACCACAGAGCUCCAGCAUUUGGUGGGAAAGGCAGGCCUAGCUUUGAUCAUCACAUCAUGAAUGAAGUGCUUUCUCUUCAGUAGCUGAGACUUGAUCUAAUGCACUGGACCCUAUUGCCUAACUAUGAGGUACUAAGAAUGAAUCAGGCAGAAAAUGGACUUUCUUCUGGGAUAAGAAGCUACUUUGUUUUGGUUUAGGGUAAUUUUUAUGAGUUCCUUUCCAACUGGAAUGAUUUGGGGGCUUCAGUUGCCUGGAAAUUAUUAAAAGCCAGUGUGGUGUA
This is a messenger RNA of Heteronotia binoei (common prickly gecko), 1821 nucleotides long. Its product is annotated as acyl-CoA (8-3)-desaturase-like. The transcript has 12 exons. The record is from RefSeq and is a predicted model, not a curated record. Gene Ontology annotation, cellular component: membrane. Gene Ontology annotation, biological process: lipid metabolic process. Lineage: Eukaryota; Metazoa; Chordata; Lepidosauria; Squamata; Gekkonidae. Gene Ontology annotation, molecular function: oxidoreductase activity, acting on paired donors, with oxidation of a pair of donors resulting in the reduction of molecular oxygen to two molecules of water. Bases 143 to 1492 code for a protein of 449 amino acids.